Messenger RNA from Myripristis murdjan (pinecone soldierfish), 816 nucleotides. RefSeq names its product chymotrypsin-like elastase family member 2A. Gene Ontology annotation, biological process: proteolysis. The transcript is spliced from 7 exons. NCBI's taxonomy places the organism in Eukaryota, Metazoa, Chordata, Actinopteri, Holocentriformes, Holocentridae. The record is from RefSeq and is a predicted model, not a curated record. Gene Ontology annotation, molecular function: serine-type endopeptidase activity. The coding region runs from base 1 to 816 and encodes 271 amino acids.
AUGAUGAAGUUUGUGGUCCUCGCUGUCCUUGUUGCUGGUGUGUACGGGUGUGGCCAGCCCACCUUCCCGCCUGUGGUGACCAGGGUGGUUGGAGGAAAGGAUGCCAGGCCUCACAGCUGGCCCUGGCAGAUCUCUCUGCAGUACAACUGGGGGGGCGAGUGGAGACACACCUGUGGAGGCACUCUGAUCUCUGAGAAGUGGGCUCUCACUGCUGCUCACUGUAUCAGCAGUGGCACGAAGUACAGAGUGGCCAUGGGAAAGCACAACCUGAAGCUGAAAGAGAAGGGGGCUGUGUUCAUGGGCACUGCUAACAUUACUGUGCAUGAGAAGUGGAACCCCUCCUUGAUCCAUAAUGACAUCGCCCUGAUCAAGCUGGAGUCUGCUGUCACCUUCUCAGACACCAUCAUGGCUGCCUGUCUUCCCAAGGCUGGCUUCAUCCUUCCCCAUGAUGAACCCUGUUACAUCACUGGAUGGGGACGAAUCUCCACCGGAGGUCCAACUGCUGACAUCCUGCAGCAGGCCCUGCUGCCAGUGGUCGACCACGCUACCUGCACCAAGCCCGACUGGUGGGGCUCCCUGGUGAAGGACACCAUGGUGUGUGCCGGUGGAGACGGAGUUGUGUCUGGAUGCCACGGAGACUCUGGCGGCCCUCUUAACUGGAGGAACGCUGACCGUGCCUGGGAGGUACACGGUAUCGUCAGCUUCGGCUCCGGGCGCAGCUGCAACUUCCCCAAGAAGCCCACCGUCUUCACCCAAGUCAGCUCCUACAUCGACUGGAUCAACUCCGUAAGUUCUGGAAAUGCUUUCACUCUGUAA